CUUUUCGUACACGUUGCAUAGUUAAGUAAUUCAGCUCUACAUUUAGAAGUUCCAGGUAGUUUAUGGUCAGGGUCUUUGCCCGAAAAGGAGUUUACCUUAUUUCUGCACGAUACGUUUGCGGACAUUCUGGACGCAGAGUGAGAUUUUCAAGCCUCACCGAGAGAAACUAUCUUCAACGCAGACUGUAUUAUCUGACCAUGUCGUCGGGAAAUCGCUCAACUGGGGUCCCUGCGUGGGAAGGAAGAAUUCGCUUACUGCUAUGCGUUGUAGGGAUAAUUUUAUCAGUGUAUGCCCUACACGUCGAGCUAUCAAAAGAGCAUGAUCCGGGGUAUAAAGCUCUGUGUGACCUCGCCGACUCCGUCAGCUGCUCCAAAGUGUUUACCUCUAGAUGGGGACGUGGCUUUGGGCUGCUUCAGUUUUUUGUUCCAGUUGACAGUCCACUGAAUCAGCCAAACAGUCUUUUAGGCAUCAUAUUCUAUACACUGCAGUUGGCUUUAGGCCAGCUUGUGUCCAAAAGAGCUGCACUCCUCCUUGUGAUCACCUCUUGGGUGUCUAUGGCAGGCUCUGUGUAUCUUGCUGGCAUCCUUGCUUUCGUUUUAGGUGACUUGUGUGUGGUUUGUGUAUCCACCUAUGUUGUCAACUUUGCUCUACUUUACACCAAUCUGAAACGAAGAUAUGGAUUGAAUGCUGAGAAAAAGAAGGAGAAAGCUGGCUGAGGAACCACUAUAUUUUUGCUGGGCAUUGCUGGAAUUUUGCUGGAUUUUUUUCUGUGUGUGUCUGUGUGUGUGUGUGUGUGUGUGUGUGUGUGUGUGUGUUUGUGUGUGUGUGUCUCUGUGUGUGUGUGCGUGUGUGUGUGUGUGUGUGUGUGUGUCUGUCACUGAUGUUAUAAAAAAAAUUCUAAUUUCUAACCUUAGCAUUUUUUAAAAAUUCAAAACAUUAAAAAAAAUUAAGCCUAUUGACAUAUCUGCUGAGUCCUUUAAUUUGAUAGGCAAGGUAAUUAGGGAAAGUAUGGAGUCCCUACCAAGUCAUAUUAUGGCCAGCACCCACCGGACACGUACGCAGCGUAACAUGACAUGGAAACAAAAUAUAACUCCAUCGUUUUUAACGAAGCAAAGCCCAAUAGAAACGUCUGCCGCGCGUCACCUGCACAGGCUUAGAGAACUGUUCUAAAAUCCUGUGCAUCAAGUCCAUACGGCUGAACGCUGUGUCUGGUGGUCGCCUGCCUUUGGACUGCUAAAAUGUGCUGAAUGAGGAUGGCAGCUAGUUGUAAACACUACAUACUAGUACAGUAUACUCAGCUCAAAGCUCAGUUGUUCAAACUCAAACACUUAAGCCACGAAAAACCCAUACAAAUCCUUUUAGGCGGCUGCAUCAUCCCACUGAUAGUGCUACAAUUACCGCUUCAUAAGACAAUUUUUAAGAUUUUUUUUUGCCUACUUUCUAUCUUUGAUGAAGACUGUGAUCCACUCAAGACACACUCAUCUCAUGCUGUGAGUCUGAACCAGAUGGGAAUACACUUUUUUGUUUUGGAUGAACUACCCUACAACCACAUCUGUUAAGUAUCUAUUCUCAAAAGUGUACAAGAGUAUACAUUUAUUAAAUACACAAAUCGCCAUUAAAUUAUUAGGAUU
Sardina pilchardus (European sardine) is the source of this 1631-nucleotide messenger RNA. RefSeq names its product vitamin K epoxide reductase complex, subunit 1 (gene vkorc1). The record is from RefSeq and is a predicted model, not a curated record. Gene Ontology annotation, biological process: vitamin K metabolic process; peptidyl-glutamic acid carboxylation; blood coagulation. The coding region runs from base 63 to 716 and encodes 217 amino acids. Gene Ontology annotation, molecular function: vitamin-K-epoxide reductase (warfarin-sensitive) activity. Lineage: Eukaryota; Metazoa; Chordata; Actinopteri; Clupeiformes; Clupeidae. The transcript has 3 exons.